AUGCUGAGCCGAGGGGCUAAGCUGGAUGUGGUGGGAGAAUUCGGGAACACUCCUCUACAUUUUGCUUGCAAAGCAAACCAUCUCAAGAUUGUGUUCAUGAUGCUCGAGGCCAGGGCGGCGCAUCUGUGACUUGCAGAAAUGACUACGGCAACACUCCAUUCGCAAUGUCUGUCAAUACGGAUAUAAGACAUAUGCUGAGGCUGGUGAUGGUGAACAAAGAAUCAGGAAGAGAGCAAGUGAAAGCCGAAGCACUCCGGAGGCUGGAAAUUGAAAAAGAAGCUCAGGAGAGAGACCGGAUGCGUCUGCAGGCUAUAGAAAACGAGAGAAAACAGCAGGAGGAUUACGAUCUCUCCAGGAGAGAGGCCAUCUUAGCAGAAGAGAAGCGAAUUGAGGAGGAAGACGCUGAAAGGGAGCACCUCGAAGAGGAAGAGCGAAGACGACAGGAGGAGGCUAGAAUUGAGGCGGAGAGGCUGGAAGCCGAGAGGAUCAAAGCCGAGAAGAAGCAAAAGAAAUACGAGAAGUGGCUGGCCAAGAUGAAGAAGAAAAACCCGGGCUUCGUCGAUCCGAGAAUCAUCAAGGCUCAAAAGGCGGCAGCGAAAGCGGCGGCCAAAGCCGCCAAAGCAAAGAAGAAGAAAUAGAAUCCUCAGGAGGGUGAAAUAUGCCGGUCCACCGAUGUUGCGCCACGUCCUUCUUUGGGCUUCACGUUCCUUUUAACGUUCUGAGACGAUGCUCUCAAGCGCAAAGCUGGCGAUGAAGCGAACAAGAAGGUAAAAAUGGUCCAAAUAAAGAGUCGCUCAAUGUUUACCUCUAGUUUUUAGAAAAAGAAAUAUAUUUCACAAUCCCUUUCUAUGUU
Molecule: messenger RNA, 853 nt
Organism: Selaginella moellendorffii
Lineage: Eukaryota; Viridiplantae; Streptophyta; Lycopodiopsida; Selaginellales; Selaginellaceae
Product: vicilin-like seed storage protein At2g18540
Exons: 6
Coding region: 165-638 (157 amino acids)
Source: RefSeq, a predicted model, not a curated record